GGUAACUAGCUUACUAGGUGGACAAGUCAACUUGCUCAACAUCAAUUAGGAGCUAGUAGCUGACGCGAGACAUACGCGGGGUCCGCGCCCUGAAUUUGCACUUCGAGGAGCACGCAAGCAGCCUUUUGAAGAAAGCGGCCGGGAGCGUGGACUAAUGGCAUGCAGUAAGGCACUGGUAUAGAAACCGUUCCCACCGCCGCGCCCAGCCCCGCGUCCUGUGAGCUGAGAGCUACUUAACAGCCAUGGAGGAGCCGGGCGCGGAGGAGGUUCGGAUUCUCUUCAGCACAGCGAAGGGGGAAUCCCAUACGCACAAGGCAGGCUUCAAGCAGCUAUUUCGACGAUUGCGUUCAACUUAUCGUCCAGACAAAGUAGAUAAGGAUGACUUCACGCUGGACACGCUGCGGUCAGCGCACAUCCUUGUGCUCGGUGGCCCGAAGGAGAAGUUCACCGCGCCUGAGGUGGACAUGCUCAAAAAGUUCGUGAAGAAUGGUGGCUCCAUCCUCAUUCUAAUGUCGGAGGGCGGCGAGGAGAAGGCGGGCACUAACAUCAACUACUUCCUCGAGCAGUUUGGCAUGUCGGUGAACAACGACGCCGUGGUCCGCACCACGCACUACAAGUACCUGCACCCCAAGGAGGUGCUCAUCUCGGACGGCAUCCUCAACCGGGCGGUGAUCACGGGCGCGGGGAAGUCGCUGAACAGCAACGACGACGACGAGUUCCGCGUGUCGCGGGGGCCGCAGGCUUUUGAUGGCACGGGCCUGGAGUACGUCUUCCCCUUCGGUGCCACGCUCUCAGUGCAGAAGCCCGCGGUGCCCGUCUUGUCCAGCGGCAAAAUCGCGUACCCCAUGAACCGGCCAGUGGGUGCGGUAUGGGCGCAGCCCGGCUACGGCCGCAUCGCCGUGCUGGGCUCGUGCGCCAUGUUUGACGACAAGUGGCUGGACAAGGAGGAGAACUCCAAAAUCAUGGACUUCUUCUUCAAGUUCCUCAAGCCGCAUUCCAAAAUCCAACUCAACGACAUUGACGCGGAGGAGCCGGACGUGAGCGACCUGAAGCUGCUGCCCGACACAGCCAGUCUGGCAGACAAGCUGAAGGGCUGCCUCCAGGAGAUCGACGACGUGCCGCGCGACUGGACCUCGCUGUUCGACGACUCGCUGUUCAAGUUCGACACCGGCCUCAUCCCUGAGGCCGUGUCGCUGUACGAGAAGCUGGGCGUGAAGAAGGGGCAGCUGAACCUCAUCCCGCCCUCCUUCGAGACGCCACUGCCGCCGCUGCAGCCCGCCGUGUUCCCGCCCACCAUCCGUGAGCCGCCGCCGCCGGCGCUGGAGCUGUUCGACCUGGAUGAGAGCUUUGCCAGCGAGACGAACCGGCUGGCCUCGCUCACCAACAAGUGCCACGGCGAGGAGGACCUGGAGUACUACAUCAUGGAGGCGGGCCACAUCCUGGGCCUCAAGCUGCAGGAGAACGCCAACGCCAAGCACGUGCUGUCGGAGGUGUUCCGCCGCAUCGCGCAGUACAAGAUGGGCAGCCUGGGCCUGGGCCAGACGCUGGACUCCAUGGGCCAGACCCUGCCCGCGGCCAACCAGUUCGGCGACCAGUUCGAGCUGUAAGGAGCAGCGAGCUACAGGCCGAGCAACUGCGUGGCAGGCGGCAGGGCGGGCGCUGGCUGCGGCGGAGGCCGAGGCGGGGGCGGCUGGCCUGGGAAUGCUGCUGGCAGCGGAUGUGGAAACGUGGGGCGCCGCAGCUGCUGGAGCUGAGGCGGUUCGGGGCUGGCUGCUGGCGUGCUGGCAGCAGGAUGUGCGCUUGUGCUGAUGCGGUCAGCGGAGCAGCGGGCAUGCUGGGCUGCUGAGCAGAGCCACGCGGGAGGGUGUGCGGCGCGCCAACGGCAGCAGCAUGCUGCACGCGGGGUUGUGGCCUGGCGGCGAAAAGCUGGGCAUUCACCGGUGCCUCCUCUGAAAGGCGGCUGGGCUUGGCACCGCGUGUGCCGCUUGCGGUGUGCUGGGUGUACUGGUUUCACGCGUUCUCCAGUCUGAUGAGGGGAGCCUUUAUCGGAUUGACAAUGGUCCAUGGUGAACGAUGGAUUAUGGAUAUCGGAGUGCACAGAGGCUGACAAGAUAACGUUACAGUCCAGGAGAUAUGUGGUGGUAGCUGCAGCAACUACAAGAUGGCGUCAGUCAGACCCGACCUGUUUUGAGUGCUGCAGGCUGACACGCAUGCUGACAGAACAGACGCCGCUGCAAUUGCGGUUGAUAUUUUAGCCAGAAGGCAAUAUGUGGGUGUAUGCGGGGGGUGGCAUGAGGCGCGCGAGUGGAGGAGUACAGGGCUGCGUCGGGCGUGCGCGUCUGCGGUUGCAACAGUGAGCUGUGUUGGGUGUGCAAGGUGGCGGGCGUGUGCAUGGAGCCGUGUGGAGCAGUGUUCCCGUGGCGCUCAAGCGGCCCAGCAUUCACUAAGCUCACGUGUAAAACUCAUUACGG
Messenger RNA from Chlamydomonas reinhardtii, 2471 nucleotides. RefSeq lists its product as uncharacterized. Gene Ontology annotation, cellular component: intraciliary transport particle B; centriole; cilium. NCBI's taxonomy places the organism in Eukaryota, Viridiplantae, Chlorophyta, Chlorophyceae, Chlamydomonadales, Chlamydomonadaceae. Bases 243 to 1607 code for a protein of 454 amino acids. The transcript has 6 exons. Gene Ontology annotation, biological process: intraciliary transport; cilium assembly. The record is from RefSeq and is a predicted model, not a curated record.